AUGAAGGUCUCUUACCUAUAUUGGAAUGCUCGGGGUCUCGGAAAGUCGAGAAAGCGUCUUAAAAAUUUGGUAACAAAGUUUCACCCUAAACUUCUUGUUAUUGCUGAGCCUAUGGCUAGAAUCUCUCGUUUAGAUAUGUGGCAUGAUAGAUUGCAUUUUGAUGGUUGUUGCUCUAAUGUUGAGGAAGGCGGCAAAUUAUGGUUGUUUUGGUCUCAAGAUUUACACCUUGUUGUCGAGAACAUGGGUGAUCAAUUUUUGACUGUUAGAAUCACUAAUCUGAAUGAUUUUCGUAUUACUUUUGUUUAUGCGAAAUGUUCCUAUUUGGAGCGUAGAAGAUUGUGGGAUUCUUUGAUGGGGGCUAAUAUUCAUCAUCUUCCUUGGAUGGUCAUGGGUGAUUUUAAUAUUAUUAGAAAUGACUCGGAGCGUAGAGGGGGCAGGCCAAGGUUGGCUUUGGCUAUGGAGGAGUUUAACAGUUGGGUGGGUUCUUGUGGGCUUCUUGACAUGCCUUCCUGUGGGAAUUCUCUUUCUUGGUGUAAUGGUCAUUCUGGUAGAUCACGGCACUGGGCUCGUCUUGAUCGUUGUCUUUUCAACACAGUGGCUCUCGAUGCUUUUCCUGGUGCUAAUAUGGAAUACUUGGCGCGCACUUCUUCUGAUCAUGCGCCGAUGGCAGUCUCGUUGGAGAAUCAGCUUAUUCGGUAUGGCUUUCCUUCCUUUAAAUUUCAGCAAAUGUGGGUUUCUCAUGCUCAGUUUUUUUAUUGUGUCUCGCACUCUUGGAAUGGUGAUGAUGUUGGGGGAUCUCGUUUGUAUAUGCUUGUUACUAAACUUAAACGUCUCAAAAUUGCUUUGAGAACUUGGAACAAACACACCUUUGGUAAAACUGUCUCUCACAUAGCGGCUCUUAAGAAUCGUAUAAAGGGCUUGGAGGCAAGUUUACAAACUGAGUAUGCUGAAGACGUGGAGGAUGAUCUUGUUGCCUCCCAGUUGGAGCUAUCAGUCUGGUUGAAUAGGGAAGAACAACGCCUAGCCCAACAAGCCAAACAACGCUGGAUUCAGAAGGGUGAAGCAAAUUCUGCUUUCUUUCGUGCUGUUAGUCGUCGUAAUCAUAAAGAGGUUAAAGCGAUGCAGCUAGAGGAUGGUUCUAUUCUCUCCUCACCUAAACAAAUUCAUGACGGGGCUAUCACUUAUUUUUCAAAUUUCUUGAAAGCAGGUAACAGUUGUGAUGAGCCUAAUCUGGGGGACUUAGUUCAACUGACUAUUUCACAAGAUGACAACGAUCUCCUUUCUUGUGUUCCUUUGUCUCAAGAAGUCUAUGAUGCUCUUUGCUCCAUUCCGGAAGAUAGUAGCUCGGGUCCUGACGGUUUUGGGUCGGGUUUCUAUCGAUCUUGUUGGCAUAUUGUGGGCACCGAUGUUGUUGCUGCUGUGUCAGAGUUUUUUCAAGGUAUGGCUCUCCCUCGGUUUUUCAAUGCUACUCAUCUGGUUUUAAUCCCAAAAGUUGAAAAUCCGACGAGUUUUGAUAAGUUUAGACCGAUUAGCUUGUGCAAUGUCUUCUACAAAAUUUGCACUAAAAUCAUGGUUAAUCGCUUAUCCCCCCUGCUUGCUAAUUUUAUUUCUCCUGAACAAUGA
Carya illinoinensis is the source of this 1623-nucleotide messenger RNA. RefSeq lists its product as uncharacterized. The record is from RefSeq and is a predicted model, not a curated record. The coding region runs from base 1 to 1623 and encodes 540 amino acids. The transcript has a single exon. Gene Ontology annotation, molecular function: catalytic activity. NCBI's taxonomy places the organism in Eukaryota, Viridiplantae, Streptophyta, Magnoliopsida, Fagales, Juglandaceae.